Messenger RNA from Ambispora gerdemannii, 1688 nucleotides. The record is from the annotation of a GenBank genome assembly. Lineage: Eukaryota; Fungi; Glomeromycota; Glomeromycetes; Archaeosporales; Ambisporaceae.
UUGCUUUAGUAGUAAUUACUGUAAUAAUUGGUACUGUUUUCCUGCCGGGAAAGAAAGAUAAUAAACCGAAUCAAGUAACUAAUUUAGGAGAACAGCAACGGCAGCAAGUCCGAGAAGCGGCUUCCCAAUUAGUCGGGAGUAUUCUGGAUAAUCAAAAUAAUUUCAACCAAUUAACCACUAAUCCGGAUGGGUCAAGACGAGACAUUGAUGAGAUAGAGGAAGUUUUUUUAUUAGGCAGCCUCAACCGAUCGCCCCACUCUCCUACUACUCCAGCACCAAAUCAAAUUACUAGUUCUCUUUCUUUUGAAGUCAUCGAGCAAACUUGGUAUGAAUUAAGAGUUUUUAUAUUGGCUGGCUUACAAAAUCCAAACCAAUCUCUUAUAGAUAACGCUCGAUUAAGAAUUAAGAAUGAUAUCGAAAAUGAACUAUUAGAUGAAUAUUUAAAGGUAAUUCAAGAAUUAAAAACGAUUAAAGAAUUAUUUGAAAAAUAUACCCAAAUUAGGACUGAUUUAGUAAUUAACAAAGUAAGCCGUAAAGACGAAUUAAUUUUCAAAGGUUAUUCCGAAAAAGACGUUGAAAAAUUAACAGAAUGGGGAUUAUUAGAACAAGAUUUUUCUAACUUGUUUGACGAAAAAAGAAUCGGAGUCACUAAUACCCUUUCGGUUUAUUUUCCCGAAAACAUAAUAGAAGAACAACGAAAUUCGGUUCGGCAAUUAAUUGAAUUAUUAUUAGAUAAGUCCGAAAAAUUAGGAAAAGAAGUCUACAAAAAUGAUAUCUACAUUUUAAGAGUAGGUAGCCGUGAUAGAGAGGGGACAAUCAGCGGACCAUCUUCCGGCAUAGCCCAUUAUUUAGCACUUUAUAGUGCUUUAAACAAUCUACUGGCACAAUUGAGGGUAAUAAAAUUAAAUAAAGAAGGCAAAGAAGUUUGUCAUAAAUAUCCAGAAAUAGAUAGUUAUGAGGAUAUAAAAUCUCCUCUUUUACAAAAAAAAGUUAAGCAGGUUCAUUUCAUUAGUCAAGUUGACCAAAUUGGAGUUGCUUUACAAGAAAUAUUAAAAGAACCAGAGAAAAAAAUUACUCAUAGUUGUGGAAAAGACGAAAUCCCAGAAAAGAAACCUGAAAAACCUGAACCUCGCGAACCACCCCAAAAGCCAGAGAAACCAAACUCUGAAAUUACCUCUGAGCAACUUUUGAGUUUGGCAACAGAAUUAAGCAUCAGAGAAAAAGGAGACAGCCGAGAUUUUUGGGAAAAAUUAAGUUCUUCUAUUCAAAAAAAUCCUAAUUAUCAAAAAACAUUUCAAGAGACUUUAAAUCUCCGCAAAGAAUACUUAGAUAAAUUAGAAAAGUUACAAUCUAAUCCUAACCAGAGAAAUUCGAACCAAGGUAAAAAAACUAGGAAGUUUGUUCGUGCUUCUGAUGGAAAAAUCCUUGUAAAGGAGGAAGAAGUUAGAGAAAAUGACAAAAUGACUUGCGAAGUUUGCCAUCAACAAUUUGAAGAUGUAAAAGAUGAGAAAAUAGAAGCCAAAGACCCAAUUGACCCUAAACCAGAAGAAAUAGAAAAGAAAACGAAAGAAUUAUACCAAGAAUACGAAAAUAAAUUUAAAAAAAUUGCUUCCGCAGUCGCCAAUUUGAACAUGGAAAUAUUAACUAACUUAUCAAAUCUAGGCUGCGUUAUCCAAAAAAUUAACUGA